ACUGCCCUGCUUUGCAUAGGAUGGAACACCCUCGCUACCGUCACUCAGGAGAUGGGGUUCCUGUGAGUUUCCUGGUCGUCCGCCUAGCCUCGAUCUGGCCGGACAGGGGAAACACUUGGAAUACUCAGAACAAAAGCAACAACGGACCGAACAGAGUGGGCUACUGAGGAAAUCAAGUUCAGCCUCGGGAUAUUAAUUAUUUAACGAGAAGCGUUAAGUAGAUUAUAGGGAUAUAGGCCUAUGUUUUAAUCUGAAGGCAUAAGAUAUAAACAAAGUUUUCUAGUUGUCUCGCAUCAUUGUAUCCGAGACGAUUAUCCUUUUGAGGGCUUCAUAAAGCGACAAGGGUCAGACGGUAUUGUUUCCCUGUUUCGCUGUGGCACACAAACUUUAGUCAUUAAGCUGUUUCAGAAAGAGCAGUUGGAAUUACAUGUAUUAUGCGUACAACAUCCGAUAACAAGACUGGGGCAUAGCCUAUAAUCGGAGGCUAUACUUCAUCCUUUGAAGACUGAGAACUUGACUGAACAAAGCCAGCUCUGGAAAGGGACGGAAGAAACGGACAGUGAUAUCACUGAUGGCAACAUACAGUGACCUUAACAGAAAAACAGGACUAGCGGUGGACAUGAGAGAACCUUUGAAGAGUGAUGUUAUACAGGCAGAAGGUGUUGAAAAACAUGCACUGCCACGCCCCUCAAAGGGAUCCCACCAACCGAGCCCUAAUGGAAAAACACGACUAUCCUGUGCAGCAGACAGCAAUUCAAGUGGGGGAAGAGGUGGUUCUGUGAGUUUCAGCACCAACCACAAUUCAGUAGUGUGCCUGCCUUUGGUGUCAGAGGGUCUGAAAUUGGUGUGGACACAAUCUGACCAGACACGUGAACUAGACUCUAUCCCAGAGCUGGUUCAGGCUUUUAAUGUGUUCCCCUACCCAACAUCCCGUGAGGUGAAUGCCCUAGCCCGGCACUGCGCACUGCCACUGGAUAAAGUCAAGGUGUGGUUUAUGGUGCAGAGAAUCAAAUAUGGCAUCAGCUGGGCAUCAGAGGAAAUUGAGGAAACGCGACGCAAGUUGGCUGGACCUGAGCUGGCGGGCGACUGCGCAGAGACAAAGGGGGAGAACAAGAUGAAGAGAAAAGGAUUUGAAGAGUCUCCAAAAGAGGCAGAGGAUAAUGAUCAAAUAGAGGGUAUUCUCUUGUCCCCUCACAUCCCUCAGAAGAAAUCCAAAUAUGAGACACCAGAACACUUCAAACCAGCCAAAACAGUCCCAUGUUUCAGUUCCUCCCUCCCGCCCCCUGAGGACUCGUACUACUACCGCCCCCCUGCAGACAUGCCCGGAAGCACCGCAGUAGAUACCUCAGUGGACCUUUCAGAUGCCUCUACCCAACAGAGACGGCAUGGGCGCUACAAGAAGUCCAAAGCUCAGCUUGCAGUCCUUCGCAGCAGCUUCCUGGUAGAGAAUUGGCCAGCGGAAGCAGAACUGAGGCGUCUGCAGGAAGAGACGGGUCUGAGCCGGAAUGACAUCCGCAAAUGGUUUAGCGACAGUCGUUAUCAGCUUAGAAAUGGACGGGGCUUGGUUGGAGUGUCCCAGGGCUAUCCACAUCCCAUUGUUACGGAAGCAAAGAAUGAGGCUCAUCAGCUUCAACCUCUUCCCCUUGUUGCUAACAAGGUCCGUACUGAACCAAAUGGUGUGGAAGACAAAAGUAAGGCUUUGGGAAGAGGAGGACGUAGUAAUGGGAUAAAAGAUUCUCACUUCUUCCAGACUUUCCUGUCGAAUAGCAUUGAAGCAUUUGGGGAGAGAGCAGUGGGAGUGGAGGUGGAGAGAGAUGAGGUCAUGGAGGAGACCUCUGUCCAAAAAGACACGUUUAAAGAGGCAGAGAUCGAAAGCGAAGAUGAAAGGCCUCUUCAACUGGUCAAGGUCAUCAAAGAGACAGAAAUUCCACAGCAACUAUCGGAGGGUACUAUCCCCUCCCCGUCUUCCUCCCCUUCUCUAUCUGCCACCCCACCACCACCGACUGCUGCUCCCUCUAUCAGACAUCUCUCUAACAACUCGCAGAAGUCAGCUUGUUCUGCCAAAGGCAAUUCUUCACAUGGAGCCCAGCCCCUCUCCAGUCCUCUUUCAUCACCCUCUCCUGCUCUAACGCCUGCAGGCCGACCACGCAAGACCAAGGAGCAGCUGGACAUAUUAAAGCAGCACUUCCUGACCUGCCAAUGGCCAAAGAGUGAGGACUACACACAGCUAGUCGAGCUAACAAGCUUGCCCCGAGCAGAUGUCAUCCAGUGGUUUGGAGAUACUCGUUAUGCUGUUAAAAAUGGUCAACUACGCUGGGUGCAGGGUGUCCGGGAGCAAUUCCUGGCUGAGCUUGCAAUGCAACAAAAUGGCAGUGGGGUUUCCAACAGCAAUGGUUUGAGUGGGACUCUUCGGGGUGGAGGGGGCCGUAAACGAAAGUCUCAAGUUAGCGCCAUAACAUCACCUGCAUCCACUGCUGAUUCACCUGACAUCAAUCCACUGGAGGUGUACUAUCGCCUGACUGGGGUGCUUCAAGAGAAGGAUCUGGACUCCCUUUGCAAAAAGUCCAGAAUGAGCUACCAGCAGGUGCGAGACUGGUUUGCAUCACAGGAAGCAGUUGUAACUGAACCGAAAUCCAAUGCUACUGAUUAAAGCAGAGAGGCUAAAUAUGCAAAGGCCUUAUCUGGAAAAAUUGGAAAUAAUGGGAUAUUCCAUUUGCCACAUUUUGGACGCCAAGCAUUAAUGAUGGAUUGUAUUGCUUUAAUCUGAGUUUUGUAACUUUUAAAAGACCCUAGUCUUUCCAGGCCAAGGACAGAGCUCGGGUUGGUUGUGUUGAAUGAUGGCUGCACUGUUAUUCUAUAUUUGGACUUGAAAUCAUGCUUGUGCUGCCUAUGGAACUACUGUUGGUAUGGCAGUACCUAGUACACUGGUUUGUUUAUUGAUUAUUGUAGUUUACUUUCCGAGUUUACUUACGUUUCCAUCAUUAAAUAUAAUUUUAGUGCA
Molecule: messenger RNA, 3001 nt
Organism: Osmerus eperlanus (European smelt)
Lineage: Eukaryota; Metazoa; Chordata; Actinopteri; Osmeriformes; Osmeridae
Gene: homeza
Product: homeobox and leucine zipper encoding a
Exons: 3
Coding region: 572-2650 (692 amino acids)
Biological process (GO): regulation of transcription by RNA polymerase II
Cellular component (GO): nucleus
Molecular function (GO): DNA-binding transcription factor activity, RNA polymerase II-specific; DNA binding
Source: RefSeq, a predicted model, not a curated record